UUAGUUUUGUUGUGCGGAAUUUUAGUGGUUUCACGUGGCAGUCAUAAUCCAAAUGACCUGAACAAUGAGAAUAUUGUUGUAAAGAUAUUACAGAGUUAAAACUGAGCUAUUAUUUGCAAAAGUAUGUCCUUCAACAUUACCUAAUGAAUACAGAGGUCGUGAUCGGUGGUUCAAUUUGUGAAAUUAUCCAAAGUUGAGGUGUUGACAUAAGCCCGGGGGUAUUGGAUUAUCCACAAGUUUUGCUACUGUUUAUGAUGAUUUGUUGCCGUAAAACAGCGGUACAAAUAUUUCGUCGUAAUAUUUGUUACGUUGCUGCCAGAAAUUUUGGAUUAGUCGGAAGCGAUCGCUUUUUGGAACCUGUAUUUCCAUCGAUUAAUCUUUCAAUAUCAAGAAAAAUGUCUAGUAAAAUCCGAGGAACGAAACGACUGGAAGGAACUGAUGAAAAUGUUUGGAAUGUCUAUACAAAGAUGGCAGCUGAUUUCAAGGCAGUCAAUGUCGGGCAAGGAUUUCCAGACUUCAGUCCUCCUAAUUAUGUGAAGGAAGCUCUUGCGAAUGCAACUGCCGGAGACAGGCAUAUUUUGAAUCAAUAUACUAGGGGUCAUGGUCAUCCAAGGCUUGUAAAUGCUAUAUCUAAGUUGUUUAGUCCUUUGAUGGGUCGAGAUAUUGAUCCCUUGAAUGAAGUAAUUGUAACAACUGGGGCAUAUGGUGCUUUAUUCUGCAGCUUUCAAGCGUUCAUUGAAGAUGGAGAUGAGGUUAUUAUCAUUGAACCGUUCUAUGACUGUUAUAAACCAAUGACAUUAAUGGCAGGAGGAGUUCCUAAAUAUGUAUCUUUGAGGCCUAAAGCUACUGAUGGUCAGUCAUCAAGCGCUGAUUGGGUUUUCGAUGAAAAAGAAUUGCGAUCUGCGUUCAACAGUAAAACAAAAGCAAUUGUUGUCAACAAUCCUCAUAAUCCGUUAGGAAAGCUGUACACAAGAGAGGAAUUGCAGAUGAUUGCUGAUUUAUGUAUUGAACAUGACGUUCUAUGUAUUAGUGAUGAAGUGUAUGAAUGGUUACAAUAUGAUGCCAAGCAUGUUAGAAUAGGAUCGCUACCUGGGAUGUGGGACAGAACUCUGACUAUUGGAAGUGCUGGAAAAACAUUUAGUGUUACUGGUUGGAAGAUUGGCUGGGCAAUGGGAGCUCCAGAGUUAAUAAAGCACUUGGUUACGGUUUGGCAGAACAGUGUAUUUCAUUGCAACACACCAGCCGCAGAAGCUGUUGCUAUAGGGAUAGAAAAAGAAAUGUCUCGUUUCGACUCUCCUGAUUGUUAUUUUACAUCAUUGCCAAGAGAAUUAAGAGAGAAACGUGAUCAAGUUGCAAAAUUAUUGUCUGAAGUUGGGAUGAAACCAAUUCUUCCGAACGGUGGAUAUUUCAUGCUAGCAGAUAUUUCGGGCAUAGAGGCAGACUUAUCUGGUGAAGAAGGAGAGACUAGGGAUGGAAAGUUUGUUAAAUGGAUGAUCAGAAAUAAGAAGUUGGCAACAAUCCCUGUCAGUGCUUUUUACAGUGCCUCACACAAAAAGAUGGGAGAAAAUUAUAUCAGAUUUUGUUUCUGCAAGAGUGAUGAAACUUUGAAUAGCAUGGCUGACAUUUUAAAACAGUGGUAAAAUAGGGAAACACUGCUUCAUUUCAACAAAGGUGGCAUAGGGUGUUACUAAAGAAACUCACUUCGCUAUGUAAUAAGAAUAUAUAUCUCUAUAAUAUGAACUUCUAUACCUUGUCUCUAUUUGCCUUUUACGAAUGAUAAGCUGGAACGUGA
Styela clava is the source of this 1792-nucleotide messenger RNA. Its product is annotated as kynurenine--oxoglutarate transaminase 3-like. Lineage: Eukaryota; Metazoa; Chordata; Ascidiacea; Stolidobranchia; Styelidae. Gene Ontology annotation, biological process: biosynthetic process. The record is from RefSeq and is a predicted model, not a curated record. Gene Ontology annotation, cellular component: mitochondrion; cytoplasm. Gene Ontology annotation, molecular function: pyridoxal phosphate binding; L-kynurenine:2-oxoglutarate transaminase activity.